Propithecus coquereli (Coquerel's sifaka) is the source of this 4484-nucleotide messenger RNA. It is a transcript of the gene DROSHA, whose product is annotated as drosha, ribonuclease type III. Lineage: Eukaryota; Metazoa; Chordata; Mammalia; Primates; Indriidae. Gene Ontology annotation, biological process: rRNA processing; pre-miRNA processing; primary miRNA processing. Gene Ontology annotation, molecular function: ribonuclease III activity; double-stranded RNA binding. Bases 240 to 4352 code for a protein of 1370 amino acids. The transcript is spliced from 34 exons. Gene Ontology annotation, cellular component: nucleus. The record is from RefSeq and is a predicted model, not a curated record.
ACUGUCUUGGCGGCUGCAGUGGUAGCCUGGCUUUUUUUCUGACGACGACCUCGCGGCGCGAGAGCCUGUUGUAGGAUGCUCAGUCAGGGGCUGUGAAGGAUACAGAAAUGACUGUGAAUCAACCCAUGUCAUCAAGGAGCUAGUGGAGGAGUUAGACGUGUGCACACAUGACUAUAACAUGAGGCAGUCUCCGAGCUUAUAUUCUCUGUGGAAGAUGUGACAUAUCCAGACAGUACAUCAUGAUGCAAGGCAAUACAUGUCAUAGAAUGUCCUUCCACCCAGGACGAGGAUGUCCCCGAGGACGAGGAGGACAUGGAGCCAGACCCUCAGCACCAGCCUUCAGGCCCCAAAAUCUGAGACUGCUUCACCCUCAGCAGCCUCCUGUGCAAUAUCAAUAUGAACCUCCAAGUGCCCCUUCCACUACUUUCUCGAACUCUCCAGCCCCCAAUUUCCUGCCUCCACGACCAGACUUCGUACCUUUCCCUCCGCCCAUGCCUCCGUCAGCACAAGGCCCUCCCCCGUGCCCAAUCCGGCCCCCUUUCCCCAACCACCAGAUGAGGCACCCCUUCCCAGUUCCUCCCUGUUUUCCUCCCAUGCCUCCUCCGAUGCCCUGUCCCAAUAACCCCCCGGUCCCUGGAGCACCUCCUGGGCAAGGCACUUUCCCCUUCAUGAUGCCUCCACCCUCCAUGCCUCACCCCCCGCCCCCGCCAGUCAUGCCACAGCAGGUUAAUUAUCAGUAUCCUCCGGGAUACUCACACCACAACUUCCCGCCUCCCAGUUUUAAUAGUUUCCAGAACAACCCCAGUUCUUUCCUGCCCAGUGCUAAUAACAGCAGUAGUCCUCAUUUUAGGCAUCUCCCUCCAUACCCACUCCCAAAAGCUUCCAGUGAAAGAAGGUCCCCAGAAAGGCUCAAACACUAUGAUGAUCACCGGCACCGAGAUCACAGUCACGGGCGAGGCGAGAGGCAUCGGUCCCUGGAUCGGCGGGAGCGAGGCCGCAGUCCUGACAGGAGAAGACAAGACAGCCGCUACCGAUCAGAUUAUGAACGAGGGAGAACGCCGGGCCGCCACCGCAGCUACGAGCGGAGCAGAGAGCGAGAACGGGAGAGACACAGGCAUCGGGACAACCGAAGAUCACCAUCUCUGGAAAGGUCCUACAAAAAAGAGUAUAAGAGAUCUGGAAGGAGUUACAGUUUAUCGAUUGUUCCUGAACCUGCUGGAUGUACACCAGAAUCACCUGGGGAGAGUAUUAAAAAUACAGAUUCUUGGGCCCCACCCCUGGAGAUUGUGAAUCAUCGCUCCCCAAGUAGGGAGAAGAAGAGAGCUCGUUGGGAGGAAGAAAAAGACAGAUGGAGUGAUAACCAGAGCUCUGGCAAAGAUAAGAACUAUACCUCAAUCAAGGAAAAAGAGCCCGAGGAGAUGCUGCCUGACAAAAAUGAGGAGGAGGAAGAAGAACUUCUUAAGCCUGUGUGGAUUCGAUGUACCCAUUCAGAAAACUACUACUCCAGCGACCCCAUGGAUCAGGUGGGAGACUCUACUGUGGUUGGAACAAGUAGGCUCCGUGACUUAUAUGACAAAUUCGAGGAAGAGCUGGGGAGCAGGCAAGAGAAGGCCAAAGCCGCCAGGCCUCCGUGGGAACCACCGAAGACGAAGCUCGAUGAAGAUUUAGAGAGUUCCAGUGAAUCUGAGUGUGAGUCUGAUGAGGACAGCACCUGUUCAAGCAGCUCGGACUCUGAAGUUUUUGACGUCAUUGCAGAAAUCAAACGCAAAAAGGCCCACCCUGACCGACUUCAUGAUGAACUUUGGUACAAUGACCCAGGCCAGAUGAAUGAUGGACCACUCUGCAAAUGCAGCGCAAAAGCGAGACGCACAGGAAUUAGGCACAGCAUUUACCCUGGAGAAGAGGCCAUCAAGCCAUGUCGUCCUAUGACCAACAAUGCUGGCAGACUCUUCCACUAUCGGAUUACAGUCUCCCCUCCUACAAACUUUUUAACUGACAGGCCAACUGUGAUAGAAUACGAUGAUCAUGAGUAUAUCUUUGAAGGAUUUUCUAUGUUCGCACAUGCUCCCCUGACCAAUAUUCCACUGUGUAAAGUAAUUAGAUUCAACAUAGACUACACGAUCCAUUUCAUUGAAGAGAUGAUGCCUGAGAAUUUUUGUGUGAAAGGCCUUGAACUCUUUUCACUGUUCCUAUUCAGAGAUAUUUUGGAAUUAUAUGAUUGGAAUCUUAAAGGUCCUUUGUUUGAAGACAGUCCUCCCUGCUGCCCAAGAUUUCAUUUCAUGCCACGUUUUGUAAGAUUUCUUCCAGAUGGAGGAAAGGAAGUGCUGUCCAUGCACCAGAUCCUCCUCUACCUGCUUCGGUGCAGCAAGGCCCUGGUGCCCGAGGAGGAGAUUGCCAACAUGCUUCAGUGGGAGGAGCUUGAGUGGCAGAAAUAUGCAGAAGAAUGCAAAGGCAUGAUUGUCACCAACCCUGGGACGAAACCAAGUUCUGUCCGUAUCGAUCAACUGGAUCGUGAACAGUUCAACCCCGAUGUGAUUACUUUUCCGAUUAUCGUCCACUUUGGGAUACGCCCUGCACAGUUGAGUUAUGCAGGAGACCCACAGUAUCAGAAACUGUGGAAGAGUUAUGUGAAACUUCGCCACCUCCUAGCAAAUAGUCCCAAAGUCAAACAAACUGACAAACAGAAGCUGGCACAGAGAGAGGAAGCACUCCAAAAAAUACGACAGAAGAAUACAAUGAGGCGAGAAGUAACAGUGGAGCUAAGUAGCCAAGGAUUCUGGAAAACUGGCAUCCGUUCUGACGUCUGUCAGCAUGCCAUGAUGCUGCCUGUUUUGACCCAUCAUAUCCGCUACCACCAAUGCCUGAUGCAUCUGGACAAGUUGAUAGGAUAUACUUUCCAAGACCGUUGUCUGUUACAGCUAGCCAUGACUCAUCCGAGUCAUCAUUUAAAUUUUGGAAUGAAUCCUGAUCAUGCCAGGAAUUCUUUGUCUAACUGUGGAAUUCGGCAGCCGAAAUAUGGAGACAGAAAAGUUCAUCACAUGCACAUGCGGAAAAAAGGUACGGGGUGUAAAUAUGCUAUUUUAAGUAAUCUUUUUAAUUCUCACUGUAGGAUUAACCACAACGAACGGCUGGAGUUCCUGGGUGAUGCUGUUGUUGAAUUUCUGACCAGUGUCCAUUUGUACUAUUUGUUUCCGAGUCUGGAAGAAGGAGGAUUAGCGACCUAUCGAACUGCCAUUGUUCAGAAUCAGCACCUUGCCAUGCUAGCAAAGAAACUUGAACUGGAUCGAUUUAUGCUGUAUGCUCACGGGCCUGACCUUUGUAGAGAAUCGGACCUUCGGCAUGCAAUGGCUAAUUGUUUUGAAGCAUUAAUAGGAGCUGUUUACUUGGAGGGAAGUCUGGAGGAAGCCAAACAGUUAUUUGGACGCUUACUCUUUAAUGAUCCGGACCUGCGCGAAGUCUGGCUCAAUUAUCCUCUCCACCCACUCCAACUACAAGAACCAAAUACCGAUCGACAACUUAUUGAAACUUCUCCAGUUCUACAGAAACUUACUGAGUUUGAAGAAGCAAUUGGAGUAAUUUUUACUCAUGUUCGACUUCUAGCAAGGGCAUUCACAUUGAGAACUGUGGGAUUUAACCAUCUGACCCUAGGCCACAAUCAGAGGAUGGAAUUCUUGGGUGACUCCAUAAUGCAACUGGUAGCCACAGAGUACUUAUUCAUUCAUUUCCCAGACCAUCAUGAAGGACACUUAACUCUGUUACGAAGCUCUUUGGUGAAUAACAGGACUCAAGCCAAGGUGGCAGAGGAGCUGGGCAUGCAGGAAUAUGCAAUAACCAACGACAAAACCAAGAGGCCUGUGGCCCUCCGCACCAAGACCUUGGCAGACCUUUUGGAAUCAUUUAUUGCAGCGCUGUACAUUGAUAAGGAUUUGGAAUAUGUUCAUACUUUCAUGAAUGUCUGUUUCUUUCCACGAUUAAAAGAGUUCAUUUUGAAUCAGGACUGGAAUGACCCCAAAUCCCAGCUUCAGCAGUGUUGCUUGACACUUAGGACAGAAGGAAAAGAGCCAGACAUUCCUCUGUACAAGACUCUGCAGACGGUGGGGCCAUCCCAUGCGAGAACCUACACUGUGGCUGUUUAUUUCAAAGGAGAAAGAAUAGGCUGUGGGAAAGGACCAAGUAUUCAGCAAGCAGAAAUGGGAGCGGCAAUGGAUGCACUUGAAAAAUAUAACUUUCCCCAGAUGGCCCAUCAGAAGCGGUUCAUUGAACGGAAGUACAGACAAGAGUUAAAAGAAAUGAGGUGGGAAAGAGAGCAUCAAGAGAGAGAGCCAGAUGAGACUGAAGACAUAAAGAAAUAAAGGAGGGCACGGAAGUGGUGGCGUAUUUACUUUCUCAAUAACUGUGACUGUUACCCAUUGAGACCUAGCCUAGUUUUCCUACAGACCAUGAAUGAAGUGUGCUCAUUGAAAUAAAACACAAAGUCAAAUCGC